Molecule: messenger RNA, 3891 nt
Organism: Fonsecaea nubica
Lineage: Eukaryota; Fungi; Ascomycota; Eurotiomycetes; Chaetothyriales; Herpotrichiellaceae
Exons: 1
Coding region: 1-3891 (1296 amino acids)
Source: RefSeq, a predicted model, not a curated record
AUGUCGCACUCGAUCCCGAAUUCCUACAGGACCCAGAGGGCCGGGCAGCAAUCUCCGCUCCUGGCGACUCCAGCGUUUCACCUACCGCGACAAACACAAACCCAGCAACACAGAGCGAAUUCUUCUAUGUCGAAGAGCCAUCAUCACAAUGCGAGUAUAACGUCAAACCCCUCUCAAGGGAUGCAGGAAGUCGGGAGUGGAUCGGACGUUUGGCCGGGCAAUGCCCACUUCACGCUCCCAGCAGUGUCGAGUCCUGGAUCCUUGCACCCUUCCGCUGACAUUUACAACCUUGAAGAAGAUACUCCGUACCGCGAAUCCUCAUUUGACGAUUUCUUGACAACGGAAGAAUCCUCUGAAAACCCUCUGAGCGAACAUACUACUCCACAGGAACAAAUUUGGGAGCAACAAUUCUUAACACAGGAGGCGGCACAACUUCAGAUAGUCGAUUCCUACGGGUCAAACGAUUUCGAGGCCGUGCAUGGAGUUUCAGGUAGCUCAGAUCUACGAGGUUGUCUUCAACAUCCCGAGGAAGGGCUGCCGAAAUUCGUGUCUGGCGAAGAGCUCAGGAGUUCCAAGAGCUCCUCACUUGGCUCGCCUCUCCCUUUUUCUCCGCAAAUACAAAGUGCCAGCCAGGGACAAAAUCAAUCAAUGGACCACCUGGGCGCUUCCCACAAGAGGGGAGCCUCUCAAAACCUCAAAGUGGACACAACGCCUAACCGCGUCCUCUCACCCAGUAACAAGGUGAACGCCUGGCAAUACUCCACCCAUAUACGUGCACCGAGUCCCGUGGUCAUGAUAUCCGACUACGGAGCUUCUGGUGUGAAGCCUGAGACUCCACAGAACCUCAUGCCUCCAUCUGCAAAGCGUGGUCGCGAAGGCGAAUCUUCUGAGGAGGACGAGGAGGAAGACGAAGAUGAAUCUGGGCACGAUAGAGCAGGACCAGGAGAUGCCGAUGUCUCCCCAUCUCAUCUCAUGCCCCCGGAUGUCAAUGGAACGGAGAGUUCACGUUCGACGCCCACCCAACGCCACGGGCUCGAACCACAUUCGAGGAACGAUGAAACAACAUCCUCAGUCAAAGAACUCGAAGAGCAGCGCCAGCUCGAGGAAAGAAACGCUGAGGUUCAAGAAUGGCUUGCCACAAGCGACGCCGGAAGUGGGCCCGAGGAUGAAUCUGGAGGGAAGGCUUCUCGCCGGACACCUCAAGGCACAAGGCGGCGAGCUCAUACCACCGAGGGUCGUUUGGACCAUCGUGGCCCCGUAUACUCGGACGAGCAUAUUCCUGGCCCAGGAGCUCUCGUUGAUGUCGAUUCAGACGACGAAUAUUUUGACGAAGUUUCGGUGCAAUCGUCGGACAUUGAAGAGCUCACUGAGCAGGUCCUCGAGCAUUAUCGGGUUGUUAGAUCCCCGCGCCUCUCACCACGUGCUCUGGACGGUGAUGCAUCGACUGACCAAACCGCCUUCCCUCCGCUUGAAGACGAAACUUCGCCGGAAUCGCAGGAGCCGCUCCCUACUCAGUUCAUGAGGCGAGGCCCGUGGCAAGAUCCGGUUCGUGGGCCUGUUAUCAGCACAAGAGGGCAACCGAACACGUCCAACGCCGCCGCCUACAAAUUCAACGAGGAAGCAGCAAAGUGGGAAACUGCCUCUCGGGCUGCCACGUGGGGAACGGGACGUCGUCUCAGCGAAAGCGAAAUCAACUCUAUCGUCGAAGGCAGUCAGAUUCGGCAUCUGUCCCUCUCAAAAAGGGGCCGGGAACGAACGAGCAGCAUCUUCAGCAAGGCUCGAGGCAUCGUCCUUAGGCGAAGUAGCAGCAAUAUAAAAGAAGAGCCCUUAGCAGAGGACAACGAGGCAGAACCACGAGGACAUGCCCACCGAAGCUCUGUUGGGAGUGUCAGACCCCAGAGGAUGCCGAGUUUCGGCAAGCCAAAGUCACCUCCCUUGAAUACGGGUAGUGCCUUGCUUGCGAUGACUGGCCAGCUUGCAGCUGUUGGCCGUGGGAACUCGGUGGCCCAGGGUCUUGAUGCCUCCAAGUCGACACGCCCCUUGCAGACGCUAAGAAAGCAGCGUAGCAAGAGUGACGUGACCAAGAAUGCAAAGUCGUCCAACCCGGGCCUGGCUGAUUUAUUGACCAAGCACGGCGGGCCGCCCAUCCCAACUCUUGCGUCUCCAAUGCAUGAGCGCGAACCCAUCCUGGCGGCACAGGUUAGAGACAACGAAGUGGCCCCUGCGGAUGACGAUGAAGAUGAAACAGACGAGGUGGCCCUCAAGAUGGAUCUUGAGAUUCGGGCGGAGGACAUCAAGCCGACAAUCGAAGGAUUUAGGGACCACGCGCGGAAACUCAAUCCCAGACUCGAGCCGUAUCUGGUUGACCGGGUUGGCCAGGAGCAGAUUCGACGCUACAAGAAACUGAUCGAAACCAAGAUUAAACACACUCGGUCUGUCCAGGUUGCGCGCAAGUGCCCUUCGGGCAAGUUUUGUUUUGAGCUGGGCGGCGAGGCGACCCCACUGGCGCCACGGGCCAGCACCAAGGAUCCAGACACGACGCUGACACAAUUUCAGAUCAGCAAUCCUGCUGACGAUGAGGUGGACGAGUCUGGGUUCACCGACGGGAUUGUCACGCCGGCCCUGUUUCCUCCGGGGAUCCCAUUACCACCAGUACCACGACUCCCGGCCGAAUUUGAGUGUAAUCUCUGCUUCAAAGUCAAGAAGUUUCACAAACCGUCCGACUGGACCAAGCACGUACAUGAGGACGUUCAGCCCUUCUCCUGCACCUUUCCCAAUUGUUCCGAGUCGAAGUCUUUCAAGCGAAAGGCCGACUGGGUCCGUCACGAGAAUGAGCGGCACCGACACUUAGAGUGGUGGCAAUGUUCGAUCCAGGAAUGCAACCAUAUUUGUUACCGUAAAGACAACUUUGUCCAACACCUGGUACGGGAACACAAGAUGAGCGAGCCCAAGAUCAAGCGGGGUUCGGGUAGCAGCAAGAACAAGGCUGUCAACAGCGGUCCCCAAGAGGACAGUGAAGUGUGGCGUAUGGUGGAUAAGUGCCGCUUUGAGACGGAAAAGAAGCCCCGAGAUGAACCCUGCCGCUUCUGUGGCAACGUUUGUUCGAGCUUCAAGAAGCUGUCGGUCCAUAUGGGCAAGCAUAUGGAACAGAUCGCGAUGCCGGUCCUGCAACUGGUGGAUAUGGCAGAAGUGUCUCCUGACACCAUUGUGAGCCCCAUCGAUCAACCGCCGAUGAUGGCGUCGUCGUUUGGUACCAUUCCCGGAGCGAUGAAUAACGUGGAUAUGAGCAAUCUCUCGCCAUAUCCUGUCAGUGCGACAUCGGCCUACCAGACAUCAUCGGCGGGACAGUCGCCAGCUUCGAUGCACGUCCAUGCCCAAAACGGAGGGUUUCCCCUCGACCAGGGAUACUAUAGCCCGCAUGCAUUGACACCGACAGCCCCAGGGCAAAUGAUGACGGGCGGCUACGGUGCUACGGCCAGCUACAGUCAUCAGUCUCCUGUAUUCAUGGGUCCGAGUCCAAUGGAAGUGCCGCAUUCACAUAAUCUGUCGCCUCAGAACGCGAUGGUGACACCCCGAUCUCAGCCUAUGGGUUCCGGGUAUGAGAAUGCGUUCUACGACUCAACGGGUGCGAUGUAUACGCAAGCAUCGAUGCAACCCAUGUACGUGAGCGCGCACUCGCACCCGCAAUCGAUGCCAGGGUAUGCCGUAGCGGGGCAAUAUGCCUCAUCCAUGCUACCGAAUCAAGCACGAGGGAGCAACACCAACCCAAUGGAACUUGAGGGUCGCGCAGGGCUGGGUCUGCAGACGGACUUGCAUGUGCACACGGCGCAACAGUAUAUGUACGGGGGAGCGGGAACGGGAGAGACAAGUGCAGACAUGCAUUUUGCAUGA